Messenger RNA from Capsicum annuum, 633 nucleotides. RefSeq lists its product as uncharacterized. The transcript has 2 exons. Bases 1 to 633 code for a protein of 210 amino acids. The record is from RefSeq and is a predicted model, not a curated record. NCBI's taxonomy places the organism in Eukaryota, Viridiplantae, Streptophyta, Magnoliopsida, Solanales, Solanaceae.
AUGGUGUUUGCUUGGCUAAGCAACUCUUUGUCGAAGGACAUAGCAGAAACUGUUCUUCGUUGUGAGACUGCUAGGGACAUAUGGUCUGAUCUCGAGGAAAGAUAUGGCCAGUCCAAUGCUAAUCGAUAUUAUCAAAUCCAAAGGGAAAUUGCUGGUAUUUCUCAGGGGUCCUCAGAUAUUGCAACCUAUUAUACUAGGAGCAAUAUACUCAUGAUAUCUCCAGUUCCUACUCUAGGAAAAGCAUACUCUAUGUUGCUUCAUGAUGAAAACCAGAGAGAAAUUCAAUCCUCUCCUCCAUCCUUUAUAAUCGACCACACAUCAUUUACUGUCAAAGAGAAUAAUUUUCCACCAACUUCUGUUGCCUCUCCUAGUCCAUCUACUUCUCAUACAUCUCAUAACAGUAUGAAAUCCUAUAAUGAAAGAACUAAUUUUGACAACAAGAAGCCCAUUGGAGUCUGCAAGUAUUGCAAGAAACCUGGGCAUUCUGUUGAUCAAUAUUAUCGACUUCAUGGUUUUCCACCUGAUUUCAAGUUCACCAAGAACAAAAAAUCAGCUUCUUGUGCUAAAGUUGAUAAUUCCAGCUUGGAGUCUUCCAGGACCCCAGACUCUCUUCAUGGGUUCACUCCUGAAUAA